CUCCGCGAGCUUCUCGCACGAGUUCACGCGAUUCACACCCGCGAUAUUCCUCGGGGAAGUCUUCCACACAUGGGCUACACUCAGGCACACGUACUUAGGGCCCGUGAAGAAUAAUGACCGAUAGACGAACUUAGCACUUCAUCGCCGGACCGUUUCACGCACGCAACCACAUCGCUGGCCGCGGCUAGCUUUUACCGACCUCGCAGCAGAAACUUUACAUGCUCGUGUCUUGAUUGCACGCGGCGAAAUGGAACGGAAAGCGAUAAUAGCAUGGAAUGACCAAGGCAUCUCAUUGGUUUUGUAUUUUUUCGUCACGUCGAUUAUCUUCGCUGCGGCGUACGAUCCAGAUGACAAGUCCCUGAAAGAUAUUCUUUUGCCUGAGGGUCAAUUCGAGGCGUUUUAUUUGAAAGGCACGCAAGAUGAGGAACAGAAUGCCGUGAGACCGCCUCAUCUUCACGGGUCUUUUCAUCAGUAUCGAAAUCCUGCGUUGGUUGGUGUACCGAAUAGCGCUGCCUAUGGAUUUCGCUUCGACGGGAAACGCCGCUUCAAUUUCAGUUGAAUUGAAACAAAUCAACAAUGGCGGUCUUAUUAAAAACUCUAGCAACAUUAAUUGACGUUCUCAUUCUUUGAAGUCUAGAGUUAAAAUUUUGAUCCUACUUUCGAUUUCAUUUAACACCUAAUUUCAAAGCUUGAAACCUACAUCAACCUCUUUUGAUUGUAUUUAAUUUAUUAGUUUUGAGUCCCUUUUUAGAACUUACCUUUUGUACGUUCUUUGUCAUUUAGAAGUAGGAUUUCAAUUUCCAUGUAUAUUAAACAUAUAGAGUAAAAUUUAUCAAGCGUACCUGUCUAAAAUUUUCUUAUCUUCAAUUUUAUUAAAAUUCUAUCUCAAGAUUGAUCUAUCUCAAGAUAGAACUUCUUUUCUAGAAUGCUUAAAUCGAUCCAUGACAAUCGAAAAAUGGAAAUAAAAUUGAAUUUAUAUCAGAUAGAAAAAGAAAAAAAAAUUUAUCAAGUAUUAUUAGAAUCAAGCUGAUAUAGUAGCAUACUUAGUAGCGCUGCGGCUAGUGGGUGAGCAGCACUUGCGCCCGUGCGCGACGUUCUGUAACUCAACCAAUAUUUUUCGUCCUACUUUUGUUUUUACAUGAUUUUCAAGAGGAAAAAAUCAAGAUUUUUAAUCCACUUAAAAAAAAAUCAAAAGGGUCACAUUUUGAAAAAGUUCCACAAAAUUAUAUAAACUGAAAAUUAAGGUAAAAUUUUUUUUGUUACAAAAUAAUUAUUUUUAUUUUGAACUUUAUUAAAAGACCUUUCUAAAAUCUCUUAAAAGUCAUUUACAUUAAGUAAGUGUAAUAGGAGUUGCAUACAUGUGAAAAUGAGCGGCCGAGGAAAAACGUCAAGAAAUCGAGUUCUUGUAAAAUCUUGAUAACACGUUGCACUAGCUGUAUUUCCUUUGCAGGAUUCAAAAAUGUCCACUAGCAUUAUUAUCUAGAGUUUUCAAUAAAAUUGGAGACAAAAAAUUUUAAGCGGGUAUACUUGGCAAAUUUUACUUAUAUACUGAUUUUGCAGAAUAUACUGAUGUUAGAAAAUUCAAGUCAAAAGGUGGGGCUAAAAUUUUGACUCGGAAGAAUUACGUUAGUUAUCGUUGAAACGCGGAACUAGAAAUAUAUAGAUACUUGGUGAUUAGCGGUUAGUAAUUAGCGAUUAACGGUUAGCAUCAUUUUCUACAAUAAAACGUAUGCAAUCUGAGAGUGUUAAUACACAAUAAAAUUUCGAAUUAGAUAAGUGUUGGAAUUUUCCUAAUGAAAAGAGAAAAUUGUAAAGGUUUAGUUUUUCGGAGCAAUAAGUAUGGACGUGAUCGAUGUAUUCUCGAAUGUAUGUUUUAAGAUAAUAAAAAAUAUAUAUUAAA
Odontomachus brunneus is the source of this 1900-nucleotide messenger RNA. RefSeq lists its product as uncharacterized. Bases 248 to 559 code for a protein of 103 amino acids. The transcript is spliced from 3 exons. Lineage: Eukaryota; Metazoa; Arthropoda; Insecta; Hymenoptera; Formicidae. The record is from RefSeq and is a predicted model, not a curated record.